Nestor notabilis (Kea) is the source of this 959-nucleotide messenger RNA. It is a transcript of the gene LRTM1, whose product is annotated as leucine-rich repeats and transmembrane domains 1. The annotation marks the transcript as partial. The transcript has 3 exons. Gene Ontology annotation, molecular function: protein binding. The record is from RefSeq and is a predicted model, not a curated record. Lineage: Eukaryota; Metazoa; Chordata; Aves; Psittaciformes; Psittacidae.
GUAUAUGGCUUUUGCUUCUGAGUGUCAUCUUGUUAAUACACAGAGCUCAUGGAUGUCCUGACAAAUGCCUAUGCCAUACAGCUUCAAAGACUGCAGACUGCAAGAAUAGAGGAUUUACUGAAAUUCCUGCCCAUCUACCUCCCGAAAUUCAGAUACUACAGUUGCAGAAUAAUCGCAUUUGGAGACUCAACCAAAAUGCAUUCACUGGAACACCACUGCUCAAAAUCUUAGACUUGUCUAACAAUUCCCUCUCAAGUUUGGUACCAGGUGCUUUCCAAAAGUUACGGUACCUAAAAGAACUGGACUUGUCAUCUAACAGCAUUAUACGUUUGCCUGAGACUUUUGGAAACAGCACAGGGAAUAUAACUUUGCUGUCUGUGAAGCAUAACAAACUUCAGAAAAUGGAAAGAGUUCUACUGGAAUCACUUCCAAACCUGAAAGUAGUUCUUUUCAAAGAUAAUCCCUGGCAAUGUAAUUGCAAUGUCUUUGGCCUGAAACUGUGGCUGGAGAGCUUUUUAUACAGAGGAGGAAUAAGUGAUGGCAUUAUCUGCUCAGCGCCAGGGAUUCGGAAGGGAAAGGACCUCCUCAAAGUUCCCUAUGAGCUAUUUGGGGCAUGCCCUCUAAGGACAGCUCACUUUCAUCUGCCUAGCAUUCACCACCAUAGCUCUGAGCACAGAAGUUCUCUGAAGCAUCCUCAUCACAGUGAGCAUGGGGAAAACAGCCGUUCAAACUGUGAACCCAAACCAAAGCCAAAGCCUGUUAGUUUGCGUCAUGCAAUUGCCACUGUAGUAAUAACUGGAGUUGUCUGUGGAAUUGUGUGUCUAAUGAUGUUGGCAGCUGCUGUUUAUGGUUGUGCCUAUGCUGCAAUUACUGCUAAAUACCACAGAGAACAUUUGGCCCCGGUCAGACAACAUGGGACUCCUGAGGAAAAAGAGCCAUUUGAUAGUUCCUUGGCUUGA